This is a messenger RNA of Dioscorea cayenensis subsp. rotundata (Guinea yam), 1176 nucleotides long. Its product is annotated as ankyrin repeat domain-containing protein 20B-like. NCBI's taxonomy places the organism in Eukaryota, Viridiplantae, Streptophyta, Magnoliopsida, Dioscoreales, Dioscoreaceae. Gene Ontology annotation, molecular function: protein binding. The record is from RefSeq and is a predicted model, not a curated record. The transcript has 6 exons. The coding region runs from base 1 to 1176 and encodes 391 amino acids.
AUGGCACAGAGACCAGUGAUGUCCCCUCAGGUAAACCUCUCUGGGGACCCACUCCUUAAUGUAAUGAUAGCCUAUGGCAGCAAGACUGAGCUGUUGCUCGACCUGAUCAAGACGAUGACGGCCGAGAGCUUGGAGGCGGAAAACAUGUUUGGCGACACGGCGCUUCACGUUGCAGCGGCCAACAAUAGAUUGGCGGUGGCCACUGCCCUCAUUAAGAAAAAUCCCCCUCUCAUUGAGUGGAGAAACAAGAAACUUGAGACACCACUCCUGAAGGCCGCUCUUUCUGGUAGUGUCGCUACUUUCCGCAAGCUGGUAAAAUGUGACAGCAACAUCUUCUGCAGAACUAUAUCCGGGGAAAAUGUUCUUCACUAUGCCAUACUGGGCAAUAAUCCAGAACUCGCCUUAGAGAUAGCACAAGAAUUUGAACAUUAUCCACAAUUGAAAUAUGCUAGGAAUUCACAGGCAUUGACCCCUUUACAACUUUUGGUCACUAUUCCACAAGCAUUUCGAAACAGUUUGGAGUUAGGACCGGCAGAAUCAUUUAUUUAUACAUUGUUCAAAAGGGUAGAGGAGCUUGAGAUACUAAAGAAAAAUCAUAUACAAACCAUGAAGCUUCUUGAAUACCUUGCAAAAGAUGGGAUGUACUGGGAUUUAUUCAUUUUUUUAAUUAAAGAACUUCUGAAAGUAACUGAGAGUGUAGUAGAGAAACGUAUUAGAGAACCAACAAGAUGGUCUGAAUCACUUCACAAAGUGAUUAAAGAACUUCUGGAGCUAACCGAUAGCCUAGCAAAGGAACCAAUAAGAGCAGCGACAAGAUGGACCGAUUCACCUCUCAUAGUAGGUGCCAAGAUGGGGCUACAUGAUUUUGUAGAACAAAUUUUGAAGGUACAUCCACAAUCAGCUCGGCUCAAAGACUCAGAAGGGAGAAAUGUCCUACAAGUUGCGAUUAAACACGGGCAUGUGAAGAUUGUGAAGCUUAUAGCUGGGAUGAUAUCAGGACCUAAUCCGACGUUGCCAUCUUGGUUGCUGUGGGACAUUGAAGAUGACGCUAUGAAAAACACUAUCCUGCAUUAUGCUGCUGAAACAACCAUCAAAAGAGAAGGGUUUGCACUGCAGAUGCAGCACGAGAUCAAAUGGUUCGAGAUGGUGAAGAAACUGCUCCCAAAGAUUUGGUGA